This is a messenger RNA of Magallana angulata, 2626 nucleotides long. Its product is annotated as toll-like receptor 3. The transcript has a single exon. The record is from RefSeq and is a predicted model, not a curated record. Gene Ontology annotation, molecular function: protein binding. NCBI's taxonomy places the organism in Eukaryota, Metazoa, Mollusca, Bivalvia, Ostreida, Ostreidae. Bases 49 to 2136 code for a protein of 695 amino acids. Gene Ontology annotation, cellular component: plasma membrane. Gene Ontology annotation, biological process: signal transduction.
AAAUACAUAUUCCCUUUCAAUUAGGUGUUCCACGUUUGACACUUCACCAUGAUGCGGAUAGGAAUAUCGAUGCUUUCUAGCCUAUCUGUAUUCUUAAUGUUGAUGUUUCUAUUUGGUUUAUGUGACAUGUGUCCCGUCCCACAGUGGACAGGAAACAAUGAAACAACUCUGAAAUUUCUUACAAGGAUGAAGAUUGUUUCAAACGACACGUUGAGCAAUUGCGACAAAAGUGUUCACCAUCUCUUAAUGGAUGACUUAGGAAUAGAAGAGGUUUCCCACAAUGCAUUAGAAGAUUUCUAUAACCUGAAAUCUUUAUCGUUAUCAGGGAAUUAUAUUUCCGUGCUGUCACCAUUUUUACUGGAAUACAAAAGAGGGUUGGAGUCUUUCAACAUCGCAAAUAAUCGUCUCGAACGUAUUGAGGACGGAACUUUUGAAUAUCUGGACAACGUAAAGGUAAUUGAGCUCCAGUUUAACAACAUUUCCUUUAUCGGACCAGACGCUUUCUCAAGGAACCUCCGAGUUUUACAAACUGUAAACGUUUCCCAUAAUGCUCUAACAUACGGAGAACCAUGGCCAUUUAUACCGGAAACGGACCCAACGGACGGCGAGGAUUUGGUGUUUGACCUCGAAUACAAUCAUAUAUCGGAAUUCCGGAACUCGCCUAACUGGACAUACGAUCUGGUUUCGCCCUUUGAGUACGACGUCAAGUUAAGUUUUAACAACAUAACAAACAUUCAUAUUGAUGAUGUUGUACAUAUAUACAAUCCGGGUUUCCAAGGAAAUACAUUCGUAGAAUACUUGUCUUUUAAAAUCAAUGCUUCUGAAAACCCUUUUUUCUGUGACUGUAAUGUAUAUCCGUUUGCAUCUUAUUUGCGCGAUUCGCUGUUUUAUUUCUAUAGAGUGGAAGAGUUCCGAUACCGGUGUAACUCUCCUGAUUCCUUGUCUCAAGAAGAUUUCCUUCAUGAUAUUCCCCUUGAGCAGUUUGUGUGUAACGUCACCGAAAACUGUCCCGACGGCUGUAUCUGUCAGGAGCGGCCUUAUUAUGGAUAUCUUCACGUGAACUGUAGUUUCAUGUACGGUUCUAACCAACAACCAAUGAACACACUCCCUUUAACUCUUCCAACGUCCAAGAACGGCAAGAUAUCCUUACAUCUGGAUGGACACUACAUCGUGUUACUAGAACAAAGGGAUUACCUUCCACAACUCGUAAAUCUAACUCUCUCCUUCAACAAACUAGUACAUAUUGAUCCAAAAGCUCUCACGUCCAUGUCUGACAGACAAUAUCUAGAUCUCUCACAUAAUUAUCUCAAAUAUGUGCCGAAAGAAAUCCAGUAUUUCAAGACGGAUAAGGUUCGCAUCGGUUCCAAUCGCUUUGAGUGUAACUGCAACAUGACUUGGAUGGCCCAGUGGUUAAAUCUGGAUUCAAACGCUCCUGCUUACAAUGCCCAGUGUGAAUACGAUGACGGCAGCGAGCGUUAUUUUAUACGCGACAUCACCGAUUCUUUGCUCAAAUGCAGCUUUGAGAACCUCAUCAUUAUAAUCAGUGUCGUCGUUGGCAUCCUCAUCGCAAUAAUCAUCGGGGCAGUCGUCACGGCCAGACGGUGUCCGUACGAGACAAAGGUUCUGAUGUUUCGACUCUUCGGAGUGCACCCUGCCGACAAGUAUCGCGUGGAUUUGGAAGAACCACGUCAAUACGACAUCUAUGUAUCUCAUUACGAACACGACUUACAGGCUAGACAAUGGGUGAAAUCAAAGUUCCUUCGCAAACUGGAAGAAAAUCAAAAAAGAAAGUUCAAAGUCUUUUAUUUCGAGCGAGAUCUCAAUGCUGGUACAGAUAUGUACGAUGAAUUAGUCACCCAUAUGAAACAAUGCAGACGAAUAGUGUUUAUACUAACUAAUGAUUUUUUCAAUGAUGAAAAGAAUAUCUUUGAGGCAGAUCAAGCAGAAAUAGAACAUCGAGCGAGCGACAAUCUGCAUGGACGUGUCAUAUAUUUGUUAUGGAACGAGAGCGUGCGAGAAAAAAUAAAAUUGGACCCAUGGAAGUCUCGAAUGGAGGGUAAACGCGUGCUCUGUCCAGACGACAAGUUCUUCUGGUCUAAGAUGAGAUACGAACUGCCUUUCAAGGGGGUGCCUUAAAACUCUCCUACGUUUUAAAGGAUUUUGAAACCUCAACUUUCCUGCAAAGCGACGAUUGUCGGAGAAAACGCAUGCCUGUCCGAAUGUCCGGACGUCAAAACAAUAUAUGCAAGGCGAUCGCAGUGAUUUACAACACGCAUGUAUAAUACAUAUUAUGUAUACCCACUUGCUCAAUAUGUCUUGGACAAUAACCAACUGGUUCAAUUAGAGAUUGCAGCAACAAAAAGCACAAAGGAUGUGUAUUCAAGCAAACGAUGGAAAUCAGUGCUAGACUGUAAAUAAAAAAGGCGGAUGAGAUGUUCUCAAACCAGAGAGAGAGAGAGAGAGAGAGAGAGAGAGAGAGAGAGCGAGGGGGGGGGGUAAAUGUUUUUUCAGUGGUUGCUAAUGAGUUGAUGUAACAUGUAUAAGAAGUGAUAUGUUUCUGUUACAAUGGUGUACAUAUUUUAUACCUACAAAUCAUUCUUUUUAAUAAUAAAUUAUCCUUCUUGCA